ACGUACACACCGCAGGUUAAAACGGCGUACUGCCCUCCGGUUUCUCUGACUGAGGAAGGAAUCCGGCUCUCUGUCUUCAGCCCUUGACGGCGCCCUUCUGGGCCCUUUUUAUCUACCGGUCUGUCUGUCUAUUUAUUUAUUUAUAUAUCGCCUUCCAUUUAUGUAUAUACAUUCGAUUUGACGUCACAGAGGCUGCAUCAUGGCCACGCUGAGAACACUGCGGAAGCUUUGCCAGCAUACUCACCAUCAAGCAUGUAGCCUUCAUUUAUCGGCGUCAAGACAAGAGGCCGUGGUUAUCUCGGGCAGGAAGCUGGCCCGCCAGAUCCGUGAUGAGGCACGUGCUGAUGUGGAAGACUGGGUCUCUGCUGGUAACCGACGACCCCACCUAAGUGUGGUGCUAGUGGGUGACAACCCAGCCAGCCAUUCCUAUGUGCUGAACAAAACUCGUGCCGCUGCUGAUGUGGGCAUCAGUAGUGAGACCAUACUGAAACCCUCUUGCAUUUCUGAAGAAGAGCUGCUGGAGCUGAUUGACAAACUCAACACUGAUCACAGAGUAGAUGGUCUUCUGGUCCAGCUGCCUUUGCCUGAACACAUUGACGAGCGCCGCAUAUGUAAUGCAGUCUGCCCAGACAAAGAUGUUGAUGGCUUCCAUGUGGUCAAUGUUGGUCGUAUGUGUUUGGACCAGUCCACUAUGUUGCCUGCCACACCAUGGGGAGUGUGGGAGAUCAUUAAGCGUACAGGCAUUCCCACGCUCGGGAAAAAUGUAUUGGUAGCUGGUCGUUCGAAGAAUGUGGGUAUGCCCAUUGCUAUGCUGCUACACACAGAUGGAAGGCACGAAAGGCCAGGAGGUGAUGCCACAGUAACCAUCUCCCACCGUUACACCCCUAAGGAGCAACUUCGCCAGCACACAAAAAUAGCUGACAUCAUUGUUGCAGCUGCAGGUAUUCCUAACCUCAUCACUGCAGAUAUGAUAAAGGAAGGCGCAGCGGUUAUUGAUGUAGGCAUCAACAGAAUACAAGACCCACUGACUGGAAAAAACAAGCUUGUUGGUGAUGUGGACUUUGAAGGUGUGCGAAAGAAGGCCAGCUAUAUCACUCCAGUCCCAGGAGGCGUUGGACCCAUGACUGUUGCCAUGUUAAUGAAAAACACUAUUAAGGCAGCAAAAAACCUUCUUUUGACCCCUCCAGAGAGGGUGCGCAUGGUAGCGUCCUCUUAACACUCUUGGCCACCCUUCCCCUGCAUUUCACAUUCCAUACCCCUGUUUGCUUUGGGAGGAUCUCCCUGAUGGGAAUGCAAUAGCUUUAAGUCCUAUUUUUGGAUACCACACUCUUUGUAGCUCCUAGCUCCACGUAGGUCAACUCGGUUCUACAAAGUGAAUGACUUGGAAAUACUAAAGGUUUGGCAAAGUGAAUGUAUUAGUUUUGUGCAUUCACACAUCUCCAACUAAAACGAUGAGCUUUGUAUAAUGUGUCUAGAUAAUGUGCCUCAAAAGUUCUGCUUACUUAACAAAGAUUCAUAAGUUUUGAUUUUACAGCUUCUUAUUUAUGCUUUGUUAGACUCUUUGAUAGGUUGACAGUUGCUCAUUCCUUUGAAAUGCAAGCAUAUUUAUUUAUUUUCAGAGUAAAUGUAACAUUUUGUUGUGCACAGAGAGAUUCACAUUAAUAUUAGAAUUUCAGUUGUUCUUUUAUGCAUAUAAAUAGGAGGGGUGAUCCUGGAGCAGUGGUUUAAGGGAGAGAGUGGAAACAAAGAGACACUAAAGCGGAAAUGUUAACACCCAAAUAUGACUGGUCAGAUUUCUAUAUGGGGAAAAAAAGCUUUAAGUUUACAUUGCAAAUGCUUUUGUACAUAUAGGUCAAAUAAAUAACAGUAUUCAACUCAAA
Molecule: messenger RNA, 1880 nt
Organism: Pygocentrus nattereri (red-bellied piranha)
Lineage: Eukaryota; Metazoa; Chordata; Actinopteri; Characiformes; Serrasalmidae
Gene: mthfd2
Product: methylenetetrahydrofolate dehydrogenase (NADP+ dependent) 2, methenyltetrahydrofolate cyclohydrolase
Exons: 8
Coding region: 200-1216 (338 amino acids)
Biological process (GO): tetrahydrofolate interconversion
Cellular component (GO): mitochondrion
Molecular function (GO): methenyltetrahydrofolate cyclohydrolase activity; methylenetetrahydrofolate dehydrogenase (NADP+) activity; methylenetetrahydrofolate dehydrogenase (NAD+) activity
Source: RefSeq, a predicted model, not a curated record